Molecule: messenger RNA, 1681 nt
Organism: Suillus fuscotomentosus
Lineage: Eukaryota; Fungi; Basidiomycota; Agaricomycetes; Boletales; Suillaceae
Product: methionine aminopeptidase 2-like protein
Exons: 9
Coding region: 1-1314 (437 amino acids)
Biological process (GO): proteolysis
Molecular function (GO): metalloaminopeptidase activity
Source: RefSeq, a predicted model, not a curated record
AUGAUAUCCAAGGCCGAUAAACAAGUUGAGCCAAAAAGCAUCGUGCCACAGGAUCACGAAGAGGACGAUGUAGAAGAAGAUGACGUCGUAGACGAAACUCCAGGCGCUGGAGGUGAGCCAAUCGAAGGUGGUCUCGAAACUAUCAUCACAUGUUAUUCAGAAGAGACCAAGAAAAAGAAGAAGAAGAAGAAAUCUAAAAAGAAAAAGGUGCAACAGUCAGAUCCCCCACGAGUUGGUCUGUCGAAGAUAUUCACGAAUGGUGUCUAUCCAGAGGGGGAGAUUCAGCCCUACAAGGACGACAAUACAUGGAGGACGACGUCCGAAGAGAAGCGCUAUGACGAAAGAAUGGCAAUGGAAGACCCAGAGAUCACGUACCAGAGUAUCCGUCGUGCCGCAGAAGUUCAUCGGCAGGUUCGACAAAGCGCACGGAAACAUAUACGUCCGGGGAUGACUAUGACCGAAAUCGCAAACUUGAUCGAAGAUGGCAGCCGUGCCCUGGUCGAGGAAACCGGACUGGAGUCGGGCAUUGGUUUUCCCACUGGACUCAGCUUGAAUCAUUGUGCUGCUCAUUACACACCAAACGCUGGGGAUACUAAUGUUCUUCAAAGUGGUGAUGUUUUAAAGAUCGAUAUAGGAGUGCACGUAAAAGGACGCAUUGUCGAUUCUGCUUUCACGCUCAAUUUUGAGCCUACUUAUGAUAGGCUCAUUGAAGCAGUGAAGGCUGCUACUGAUACCGGCGUUAGGGAAUCCGGUAUCGACGUGCGCUUGGGCGAAAUCGGAGGUGCUAUCCAAGAGACUAUGGAGUCAUACGAGGUUGAGGUCAACGGGAAAAUAUAUCCAGUCAAGUCGAUAGAAAACCUUAGCGGGCAUUCUAUAGGACUUUACCAGAUACAUGGCGGAAAAUCGGUUCAACUUGUUAAGAACGAUGAUCAAACGAAAAUGGAGGAGGGCGAAUAUUUUGCUAUUGAAACCUUCGGCUCGACAGGUCGUGGACGUGUAGUUGAAAGCGGCGAGUGCUCGCAUUACGCAAAAAUUAUCGACGCUCCCCGCGUCCCCCUAAGACUGACUUCUGCCAAGUCGCUACUCAAGUCAAUCAGCAAUAACUUUGGAACUCUUCCAUUUUGCCGACGGUACUUGGAUCGCGUGGGUGAAAGCAAAUAUCUACUAGCGCUUAACCAUCUUGUGCAACAAGGGAUCGUUCAAGACUACCCACCGCUUUGCGAUGCCAAGGGUUCCAUGACCGCGCAAUUUGAGCACACAAUCCUUCUUCGGCCCACCGUUAAGGAGGUUAUCAGUCGAGGCGAUGACUAUUGAAUAUGUAAGAUACUACUUAUGCACACCAAUUUUAUUUUCGCGGUCGUCAUCUAUCAGGGUCUCCCUAGCCGGUUUUCAGUCCACAGGUAAAUUGUUUGGUAUGAGACCCUUUGAACCGCUUGCGCGGGCGUUACCAGACAUGUCAACUUUUUGUAGCGCUAAGUACAGAUCAGUACAGAUGCGGCCUUUUGUGCUGAUGUGGCAAUUGGCGCUUCCAACGGUCAUCGAGGUCAUCGACAUCGUCAGCAUCAUUGUGUGAUGGAUUACUCAGUCACGUGAUUUCCGAUUCGGACAUUCGUCAUGGAGCACUCGACAAGAGCAGCACCGUUGUCCUUAUAUCAGCACACGUCCAACACACCUCCAGUAC